Molecule: messenger RNA, 4094 nt
Organism: Oreochromis niloticus (Nile tilapia)
Lineage: Eukaryota; Metazoa; Chordata; Actinopteri; Cichliformes; Cichlidae
Product: C-C chemokine receptor type 1
Exons: 3
Coding region: 2606-3658 (350 amino acids)
Biological process (GO): immune response; G protein-coupled receptor signaling pathway; calcium-mediated signaling
Cellular component (GO): membrane; external side of plasma membrane
Molecular function (GO): C-C chemokine binding; C-C chemokine receptor activity
Source: RefSeq, a predicted model, not a curated record
AAACUGAACAGAUUGUGUCAGCAAAUACCAGUGUAAACGUUUUCAUGCAAAGAAAAAGUAUACACUUACUCCUCAUAUCAAUAAACAUGUCCCUUUCAACUGCACAUUAACGCAAAAUUCUAUUAAGCCAAUUACGCGGCAGCAACUCAGAGCAUUUAGGCAUGCAGACAUGGUCAAGUUCACCUGCUAAAGUUCAAAGUGAGCGUCUUAAUGUAAAGGAAUCUCGAUUUAAGGGACGUUUAACUUGAUGUGAUUAUUUGUGCCAGAGGCCCUGGUCUGAAUGUUUCAGAAACUGCUUCCUGGGAGGGGCCGUGCUGAAACCUGCUGCUUUCUGGCAGAAAGCACCAUGCCCUACCGGGUUUUAAAUGCACUUUAAAACAGCGCGCAGCAACUCCACAUAUGAGCGGGCGGAGAAAGGUAUGGGGUCUUCACAUCCCUGCUCUCUGUUUGCCAUCGGGAUCGGUGGGGCCGGGAGGAGAAGUUGGUCGUCUGGUUGGGGUCUGGGAAGCUGCACCUCCCUGCUGCUGCAGGACCGAGGGCGGUCUGCUUGUCUCCACCCCAGGGCAAAGGGCAACAUCUCCAGGGUCUGGGGGGGAUUGCCCCUCUGGGGGUGGUGGUACCUGGACCUGGGGGUAUAGAGUAUGUUUGGGGAGUGUGAGUGUGUGUACAAUGUUCAUUUCUGUUUGUCUCCACGUUGGGAGAGCGCUGAGUAUAUGUGUGCAUGAAGGUGGGAAUAAAUCUUUCAAUUGGCCCCUUUUUUGUCACAUACAAUGUCACACGUACACGUUACAUGGAGUAAAAUUGGACCCCUUCCGACCAUACAUACAUAUACUACACAAACAUCACACUGGGGAAGACAACUCAGAGAGUUAGGAUGAUUAGGAAAAGCAAUGAAAAAAAAUACACAACGGGAGGAAAAAAAGAACUCUAUUUCAAACUGAGCUCCCAAUGGGAGAGCAGUUUGAGAAAAGGAAAAAAAAACACCUCAGCACAGAAGCGCAUUAAUUUUCACACCUUACAAAAAAAAAAAAUAAAAAUGUGUACGUGUGUGUGUCCAUGUUCAACUGUGAGAGAGUGCUCUUUCACCCAGGUAAGCAAAAGUCAACAGUCUCCAGCCGACGCAGGUGGCCUUGAAGGAUGUGAGUCAAAACACAGUCCCGUUAUCAGGGACAAUUGUGUUGUUUCACCCAGCCUUGGGCUUGGGACCUUCCAGCUCAUGAUGGGGUAGCCGCAUUUGAGAAAUGAUGGUUGUUUGGGUUAGUGUGAGGAGGAGUUAUAGGAGCACACAAAACUGAAUACACUGACAUAAGACACAGACCUUCAAAGUAAAACAGGAAACUCAACACACAUGCAGAGACACAGACUCAGAACUGACUGGACAGGAACAGAGGGAGUACAGAACCAAAACCUAAAAACUAGCAAAUCCUAACAGAAGACAUAACCAGAAUAAAUAAGAACAUAAGAUAAUAUUAACAAACACAAAACACUGAGUCAUCAGAUUCAGGACCAUGACACAGUUUUACAGAGAAUCACUAAUACAUUAUUUCGUGAUCUGGAUGAAAAUGGUCAGUCAUCUUUGACCUAAUAUGAUUGCAACAGUAACUAAAAUAAUAACUUGUUCCACCAAAAUAUAUAGAAAGACAUCUCUGAAUGUAAAACAUGCUUUGAGUAGAUAAGCUACACCAGCUUAAGACCACUGGAUGCCACUCCUGUCAGAUAAGAACAAGAAAAUGAGGACGCAGUUUGCACCACAUAAUUUGGACGACUGAAGAUUGGAAAAUGUCAUCAGUUCAUAUUAUUCUCAAUUUCUGCUCCCAAACUUGCAUGGUAGAGUCAGAAUUUGUCAGAAUGGUGCAUCUCCCUGUGCAUCUCUUCAUGAUCACAGUGUUCCGAUCUUCUGAUGGUUGCUUCCAGCAGGAUAACACACCAUGUCACAGAGUCCAGACAUCCGAAAGUGUUUUUCAAUCUGACAAAUGAGCUCCACAGUCACCACAGUCUUAAUCCAUUUGAAGAGCUUUGGGAUGUGGUAGGAUGUUCUGAAUGUGCAGCCAACAAAUUUACGGCAACCGUGUGAUACUAUCACAUCAACAUGAACCAGUAUCUCUAAGGAAUGUUUUUAGCAGCACGUUUAAUCAAUGCUGUGUAGAAUUAGGGUAGUUCUGAAGACAAAAGUGGGUCCAAACCAGUACGUGCAAGACAAACUACUAAAGUGUCUCAUGAGUGUAGAAUCGAUGAUGUGCACUGAUGUACAACUGUGAGGGCAAGAAGAGAAAGAAACGAUAAUAAUAGUAGCGAAAAUGAUAAUAAUAAACUCUCUCAUACGUUAUGUAAAAACCAGCAGUCAUUUUGUAAAGGUGUGAAUUUAUGUCACCAUAUGCUGUGUUGUUCUUUGAAGUAUUUGUCAUGAUCUCACUUAAGCACAUGCAGGAAGUGAAAUCUACAUUUCUUUUUUUGUGCUCCUCAUUAUCAGACUGCGGACUUUAAGACUGUUAGUUAAUCCCUGCACACCUAAAGAGAUCACAUCAAUAAAACACGAAAAACAAGCAGCGUUGAAGUGUAAUUCCUGAAUUCACCUGAUUUGAAGAGACAUCACUGAGAUAUCACCAUGGCAGCAGAAUAUAAUGACACAGAAGACAAUUACGGCAAUUACAGUGAUUUUGAUUAUGGAGACUAUGCUCCAGCCAACUCCACCGAUGUACAGGAAUUCAGCCAAGUGUUUCUUGCUAUUCUCUACAGUUUGGUUUUCAUCCUGGGCUUCAUAGGUAAUGGACUAGUGGUGUGUGUCCUGGUGAAGCACCGCAACCAGAGCAACUUGACAGACAUCUGCCUCUUCAACCUGGCUCUCUCUGACCUCCUCUUCGUCUUCACGCUGCCUUUCUACUCUCACUAUGCCAGGGUCGGCCAGUGGACUUUUGGAGACUUCAUGUGCCGUUUGAUCUCCGGAUCUCACCACAUUGGCUUCUUUAGCAGCAUCUUCUUCAUGGUUGUCAUGACGCUGGACCGCUACAUGAUCAUCGUGCACGCUCACAGGGUUGCACGUUUUCGCACAAAGAGGGCAGCCAUCAUUCUGACCGUGCUCGUUUGGAUGCUGAGCUUGUUUGUCUCUCUGCCGGAUUUUAUCUCCAUACAGGAAACAGAGGAGUACCAGGAGUUUGGAUGUGACUAUCCAGAGGAGAACAAAGUCUGGGAGAGCUACAACCUGUUCACCACAAAUGUGCUGGGUCUUGUGAUUCCCUUGCUGGUGAUGGUAGGUUGCUACUCCAGGAUCAUCCCCAGGCUGGUAAACAUGAGGACCGCGAAGAAGCAUCGUAUCGUCAAGCUGAUCAUCUGCAUAGUGGUUGUAUUUUUCUUGCUCUGGGCUCCAUAUAACAUUUCCCUUUUCCUGGAGUUUCUUCAGGAAAGAGAAAUAAUCCUCAAUGAUGAAACCUGGUACAAAAAUGUAAAGCUGUCAAUAACAGUGACUGAGGCAUUAGCUUACACACACUGCUGUCUGAAUCCCAUCAUUUAUGCUUUUGUGGGAGAGAAGUUUAUGAGACGAGCCUUGCAGCUGCUGAAAAAGUUGAUGCCUGGUUACAGCAGAGAUUUGUCAGACAGCUCAUUCAGGAAAAGCUCAGUUAUGUCCAGGGGCUCUGAAAUCACCUCCUCCUUUAAACUGUAGAAGGUGGAGGGCAGUUGUAAGUAUUUUGACCUGAAUGUUUCACCCUGUUAUUACUGCAGACCGUGUCUCAUAUUUUUUUUGUUAAUUUGGUCACUUCUAUUUGACAAAUACCACAGUGUUCUUCACCUGUGUGUCACCUUCAAAAUGUGUCUGUACACUUUUGGACCCUUUGAAUUUACAGUAAUUUCUUCCCCUGACUGUUAGAUUUUAAAUGUACUCAUUACUUCUUCAAUGCCUUUAAUGUGUGUCAGCACUGCCAAUUUACAGUAUAAUAAUUACUUUUGACUCUAAUUAUCAAAUGUUAAAUCUAAAUGCUGCCUACUUAUAAAAUUAUCCCGUUAGCUGUGCUGCCUGCUUUACAGAAUCUCGAGUAUCUCACUAUGUAAUGUCCUUCCUUCUUCAAGCGGAAUUAAACUUGCUGGUCCGUUAAACUGAA